Salvelinus sp. IW2-2015 is the source of this 638-nucleotide messenger RNA. Lineage: Eukaryota; Metazoa; Chordata; Actinopteri; Salmoniformes; Salmonidae. The record is from RefSeq and is a predicted model, not a curated record.
AUGAGGAGGAGAGGAGGAGAGAGGAGAAGGUUGGGGAGCUGAAAGACACAGAGCUGAAGAUGUAUUCUCUGAUGAUGACGGCCAACGGUCACGCGGACCGCAACACUCUGUCCCCUCCAGUAAUCAUCACGCGCACGGCGGCGACGCCCGUGCCGACGCCCAAGAGCUCAUUGGGCCCUGAGUCCAUUCUGGGGGAGGAGCUCGUGUACGGAGAUGUCUGUUCAGGGUAUUCGGCGCCAGGGAUUGACGACGGGGAUUCUCGUCACGGCAACGCUGUUGCUUCCAUAGACCCCUCAGCCUACGACCAGCGCUCUCUGUCCAGCCCCGGCCAGCACUCGCCCCUCCCUCCCAGAGGUCAGGGUUCAGUCAGUGGGUGGGGCAGCAGGAGGUCAAGYUGGAACAGCCUCAAACGCGCCCCCAGCCUCAACCGCAGCAAAACCAGCGGAGAGAGAGAGAGUCUGCUCUCAGGGGAGGGAGGAGGAGGGGAGGAGGAAGAGGGGUCCUCGGAGCUGCUACAGGUGUCCUCUCUGGGCCCGUCGGUAACRGGGGAGUACGGGGACUGUAACGGGAGGAGUCUUCAUCACAUGACCUAUGACCCCAACAAGGACCUUUCACUUGACGAUGACAUGGAGGAGGAC